Molecule: messenger RNA, 555 nt
Organism: Saccoglossus kowalevskii
Lineage: Eukaryota; Metazoa; Hemichordata; Enteropneusta; Harrimaniidae
Biological process (GO): cGMP biosynthetic process; intracellular signal transduction; receptor guanylyl cyclase signaling pathway
Cellular component (GO): plasma membrane
Molecular function (GO): peptide receptor activity; guanylate cyclase activity; adenylate cyclase activity
Source: RefSeq, a predicted model, not a curated record
AUGACAGAAAUAGUGUUCAUGGAGAGACCGUUAGCUUUGCUGAUUGACAAAGUCACAUUCUGGGUUUCUUACAGUACCUUUGACGAGUGCAUUGACCGAUACGAUGUUUACAAAGUAGAAACCAUAGGCGAUGCUUACAUGGUUGUGUCUGGCUUACCAGGACGCACUGACCUGCAUGCAUGGGAGAUUGCGAGUAUGUCUCUGGACCUAUUAGAAGAAGCUAAACAUUUCAUAGUUCCACAUCUACCUAACGAAAAGUUGAGCCUUCGUAUCGGCAUUCAUACGGGUCCAUGUGUGGCGGGCGUGGUUGGGCUCAAAAUGCCUCGUUUUUGUUUGUUCGGGGACACGGUUAACACGGCUGCUCGGAUGGAAUCAACAGGACAAGCUCUCAGGAUUCAUAUAAGUGAAAGCACUAAAAAAGAAUUAUGCAGAUAUCCAUUGUUUGUCAUAGAACAACGCGGAACUAUCGAUAUUAAGGGCAAAGGUUAUAUGCAGACAUACUGGCUUAAGAAGAAAAUAGAAACCGAAGGUCAUCGUAUUGAAUGGGAAGAAUAA